Oncorhynchus tshawytscha (Chinook salmon) is the source of this 2186-nucleotide messenger RNA. RefSeq names its product transcription factor Sox-10. Gene Ontology annotation, biological process: morphogenesis of an epithelium; negative regulation of transcription by RNA polymerase II; peripheral nervous system development. The record is from RefSeq and is a predicted model, not a curated record. Gene Ontology annotation, molecular function: DNA-binding transcription factor activity, RNA polymerase II-specific; RNA polymerase II cis-regulatory region sequence-specific DNA binding. Bases 563 to 2053 code for a protein of 496 amino acids. The transcript is spliced from 4 exons. NCBI's taxonomy places the organism in Eukaryota, Metazoa, Chordata, Actinopteri, Salmoniformes, Salmonidae. Gene Ontology annotation, cellular component: nucleus.
UUUAAGCCCCGGCGCGACACAGAGCAGGCAUUCAUAGAAGGGCAGCGCGAGCGAGGGGGCUAGGGAGUGAGCGCGAGCGUCACUUUGGAAACUCGGGAACACACGGACUUUCGUGCUAAGCGGGCGACCUCAUUUUUCAUUACUGAAUAUUUAGAGAAAGGACUACAAUUUCAAAGACUGCAAGGGAGAGGACACUGUUCUACUGGAGCAAGAGGUGGGAAUCAACAGGUAAACUGGGAUCCACAAUACGCGCUCAGCGUAAGACACCAGCAACACGGAUGGAAAGAACUUUGAUGAGGAAUCCAAACAGAAUUUUAGAACGUAGACUGAGAGUUGAGACUGACUGGGAGUUUAUAUAAAGGAGACCUCGAGUGACAGAAACAAUCCUUUCGUUUUAAACAGGCAUAGUUUAUAUUCCUGAAAAAAGGUGAACUUCUUCAUUAGUUCAGACAUAGGGAUAGGCCUAGGAUUAGUAGUUGAACACCCAUAGGCCAAGGAACUAUACCCUGUACACGUUCUGUUACUCACCUGAGGGAGGAAGCUUUCUUGGAAGAGGGGAAAGAUGUCGGGAGAGGAGCAGAGUUUAUCUGAGUUAGAAAUGAGUCCGGGGGUCUCGGACGACGGUCACUCCUUGUCACCGGGUCACUCAUCCAGUGCCGCAGGCGGAGGAGACUCACCCCUGUCCGGUCCGCAGCCCCAGCUAACAGGGGUCGGGGACGACGCCCUAUCCGAUGUAGCUGGCGGGAUUUCCAUCAAGUCCGAUGAAGACGACGAUCGCUUUCCCAUUGGUAUCCGCGAGGCAGUGAGCCAGGUGCUGAACGGCUACGACUGGACUCUCGUGCCUAUGCCUGUGCGCGUAAACUCCGGCAGCAAAAGCAAGCCGCACGUGAAAAGGCCUAUGAACGCAUUCAUGGUGUGGGCACAGGCCGCACGGAGAAAACUGGCAGACCAGUAUCCCCACCUCCACAACGCGGAGCUCAGCAAAACCCUCGGGAAACUAUGGAGGCUCUUGAAUGAGAGUGAUAAGAAGCCUUUCAUCGAGGAGGCGGAGAGGCUGAGGAAGCAGCACAAGAAGGACUACCCGGAGUACAAGUACCAGCCACGCCGCCGCAAGAAUGGCAAACCCGGCUCCGGCUCUGAAGCUGACGGCCACUCUGAGGGUGAGGUCAGCCACAGCCAAUCGCACUACAAGAGCCUCCACCUGGACGUGGCGGCCCACGUCAGGGGGGCGGGGUCUCCUCUGGCUGAUGGACACCACCCACAUACUGCAGGCCAGAGCCACAGCCCUCCUACACCACCCACCACCCCCAAGACGGAGCUUCAGUCUGGGAAGUCGGGCGAUGGGAAGCGGGAGGGCGGUGGAGCAGGGGGCUCCCGUGGGGGAAUGGGGGUAGGAGCAGAGGGUGGCUCUGGAUCAGGGUCAGGCAAACCACACAUUGAUUUCGGCAACGUGGACAUCGGUGAGAUCAGCCACGAGGUGAUGGCCAACAUGGAGCCCUUUGAUGUGAACGAGUUUGACCAGUACCUGCCCCCCAAUGGGCACCCGGGGAUUGGACAGAGUGCUGGGUCAGCGGCAGCAGCAGGGUCCUCUGCCUCUCCCUAUGCCUACGGUAUCUCCUCUGCCCUGGCCGCGGCCAGUGGACACUCUGCGGCGUGGCUAUCCAAACAGCACCAGCAGCAUCAUGCCUCACCUCUGGGCUCCGACCCCUCCAAGGCUCAGAUUAAGAGUGAGGCCGGCUCGGGGGGACACUUUGCCGAAGCAUCCUCAGGGGGUUCCCAUGUCACCUACACUCCCCUCAGCCUGCCCCACUACAGCUCUGCUUUCCCCUCACUGGCCUCCAGGGCCCAGUUUGCAGAGUAUGCUGACCACCAGGCCUCGGGAUCCUACUACGCUCACUCCAGCCAGGCCUCAGGGCUGUACUCUGCCUUCUCCUACAUGGGGCCCUCGCAGAGGCCCCUGUACACAGCCAUCACUGACCCGUCCAGCGUGCCACAGUCACACAGCCCCACGCACUGGGAGCAGCCGGUCUACACCACCCUGUCGCGGCCCUGACAAAGACCAGGAGCAGAUGGCUCUGGUGUAGAUUUGGCCCCAACGGCAGACCCACAGAGCGGAGGAGACCUGGGUUGGAGGCAGUGGGGAGAUGGAAUCCCCUUCUGGUCUGGCCCAGAUGCAGGAUGGCCUG